Messenger RNA from Musa acuminata AAA Group (dessert banana), 825 nucleotides. Its product is annotated as cytokinin dehydrogenase 5-like. The transcript is spliced from 2 exons. The record is from RefSeq and is a predicted model, not a curated record. Gene Ontology annotation, molecular function: flavin adenine dinucleotide binding; cytokinin dehydrogenase activity. Gene Ontology annotation, biological process: cytokinin metabolic process. Bases 1 to 825 code for a protein of 274 amino acids. Lineage: Eukaryota; Viridiplantae; Streptophyta; Magnoliopsida; Zingiberales; Musaceae.
AUGAGUCGCGGCCGGAUCGCGCCCCGCCCGGAGCCGACGUGCUCGCCGUCCACGGGCGAGCACUAUGUCGACGCCUCGGGGGGUGAUCUCCAGGUCGAUGUGUUGAACUGGACGCUAGCCAACGACGGCCUCGCGCCCAAGUCGUGGACCGACUACCUCUACUUGUCGGUCGGCAGCACCCUCUCCAACGCCGGCGUAAGCGGGCAAGCCUUUCACCACGGACCUCAGAUCAGCAAUGUCCACGAGCUCGAUAUGGUCACAGGCAAGGGCGAGCUGAUAACAUGCUCAGAAGAGCAGAACUCAGAGCUGUUCCAUGGAGUUCUCGGUGGUCAGGGACAGUUUGGGAUCAUCAUCAGAGCCCGGAUUGCACUGGAGACAACUCCUCACGGGGUGAGAUGGAUCCGAGUACUGUACUCCGACUUCGCGGCCUUCACUAGAGACCAGGAGCUCCUCGUCUCGCUCCACAGCGCCCACCGGAACGAAAGGUUCGACUACAUCCAAGGCUUCGUCAUCAUUGAUGAAGGCCUCAUCAACAACUGGAGGUCGUCCUUCUUCUCCCCCAAGAACCCUGUUAAGUGCCGCCAGUACGCCCGCGUCGUGCCCCUCGGCUCCAUAAACCCCGGGACACGUCUGCGCGGCCAGCCUGCCCGUGCCGAACUCCACGGCCCUAUCCACCUGGUCCACGCCCCUCGACCGCGGCUUGCCUGCGCCGAACGCCUCGGCUCCAUUCUUGCCGAGCCCACCACCUCGGUCGCAGCCUGCCUACACCGAGCACCUCGGCAACUCUCUGCCGAAAUCCCACCUCAGCGUGGCUUGCCCCCCUGA